This is a messenger RNA of Portunus trituberculatus (swimming crab), 2730 nucleotides long. RefSeq lists its product as uncharacterized. The transcript is spliced from 4 exons. The record is from RefSeq and is a predicted model, not a curated record. Lineage: Eukaryota; Metazoa; Arthropoda; Malacostraca; Decapoda; Portunidae. Bases 319 to 1707 code for a protein of 462 amino acids.
GUGUGUGUGUGUGUGUGUGUGUGUGUGUGUGUGUGUGUGUGUGUGUGUGUGCACUCACCCGCGUAACUUAGUAAUUUACAAGUAUUCACAUGAUUGUAUUAGUGUAAAUUAUUAGUUCAGCAGCUCAACAAACAAUUAAUAAGGAAAAUGAUAGAGUUAUUCGCUUGAUUAUCAACACAAUGAAGAGCGCGGUGAUAAGCAGGCAAUGAUGCGCCACUGGCGGCGAUAAUCAAAAUCUUGAAAGUGAUAUACAGGGUCGUAUCGCAGUACAGUAUAUGUAGUGCGUCGUGACUUGCCGUGUCUCGACGAUCUUUCACUAUGACUUACGGCAGUAUCCUCAGAGUAUGGCUAUUUUCCAUUGCGUGUACGAGUCACGUGUUUGCCGCCAUCCACACCAGAUACAGUCAAGUUACGACACCUGCUGCCACAGAACCAGUCUCCUUUGCGUCACCUUCCUCUGAUGGGGACCUGGUUGUUGCGAUCGACACUAAUCAAGCAGCCACCACUCAGCCGGCAGGUGAUAAGGAGACACUGAGUGGUUUCGAAAGGUACCUGGCUGGUUUAAGACGUCUCUCUGAAACUGUUCAAGGCAUGCAGCAUGACUGGGAAACUCUAGAAAAAGUCUUAUCCUCCUCACCUGGACAGCAUGGACAUGAAACCAAUUUCCUUGACCAAGUACAAAAAUUGUUUGCCUUCGCUGGAACAACAGAACGACUCUUUCGUGAAGUUAUGCAGAAAUACUCUAACGACAGUGAAGUGGAAAUGCGGAGCGGUGGAGAAGCACAGGAUCCUAGUAUGGAUUCCAGUGGUAUAGAAACAACGUCUUCCAGGAGUGUCCGCGCUGCUCUCACAGCAACUGUCACUGACCUGUUGAGUCUCUUUGAACAAUACUUUGGUCGCCAGACCGUCAAUGACGCGAACGUUAACGGAGAGGAGGGCAGGGAAGAAGAGGUGGACAGCUUGCAGAUUCUAGUGGACGCACUCGAGGCCGUGGCUCAUGCCCACACUAACUACACUGCCUCCAUCCAUGCAGUGAAAUCAUCCGCCAUGGCAAACUCAUCCACUGGUCAUGGAGACAGCAUAUCUUCAUUACCACAUCACUCCUCAAGCUCUGCCAGCCCUGAGGGAGACUCUACUGAUGCUGCAAACACGACCAUCCUUUCUGCCGCAGCGUGGCGCCCGCUGGGCUGGCACGAGAAUCAGAGAGGGCUCCUGCAGUUGGCGGCGCAGCUGAAGGCACUUUUGAUUGACAAUGGAGGGGAUACUGUGCCGCUCCCGACGGCCAACGCUGAGGCUCUUUCCACCACCUCCUCCACCACCACUACCACCACUACCGAAAAAGAGCGUGAGAGGCCGUGUCUGCCACCCUUCGAGCAGAUCGCUUACCGUAUGUGUAUCCUUCAGGAGAUGCAACUCAAACUUUCAUGGAGUGACGCUCAAGAAUUCUGCAGGGAACGUGGAGCAGAACUUGCACAAGACAUGACGGUCAUCAAGACACGCAGGUUCCUGAAUGACUUGUACGGGGAGGACGGCACACGUAGGUUAUCUUCUUUUGCACAAGUGUAUGAAAAGGCAGCAGAUGGCCAGUGUGGGUUGGAGGGCGAAGAGCAGAACAGCAGACGUGGAGAUGGUCAGGGUUUGCAGAUUUGGAAGUGCCCUCGUUCCUGUGGGCACCUGAUGAACCUCGCACCUACAGCCGCGAUUUGAUGCCGGAGGGCGUGUGCAUGAUUCUCGACGGCUACAGACGCUUUCAUGGAGCCAGUCUGCCUUGCCAUCUGCGGCGAAGGUUUCUCUGUGAGUUACGGAACUGACAACCGAGUCGUUGUGAGAUUGUGAAGGUGAUGGUGCGUUUGGAGGCAAGCCAUUUGUUGGCGUGGAUCUACACGUGAUAGUGAUUGUAGAUGUGAAGAACCAGUCAUAUUUAGCUGUAAGAAUGUCAGUCUUUCCUUGGUGUGUGUGUGCGCACAACAGCUGUUACUUAUACUGUCUAAUGUGUUCACCUGUAGAUCAAGGUCUCUCUCGAGGAAUUGUUUGGAUAAAUAGAAUGUAAUAGAUUCUUGUUUAUCAGAUUAUAAUGCUGUAGGCUGGUAAGAUUAAUGUAUUUCCUUCAUAAGGACUACACAAGUUCGCUAGUUAUAGCAGUCUCUCAAGUAACUGCCUAAAAAAAAAAAAAAAUAAAAAAAAAAGCUUGCAACUUUGCUGAACUGAGCAUCUUAUGUAGUAUGUACCACGAAACUAUGCUACUUCACAUUGAGAACCUUUGGCAUUAUAGCGGCAAUCGAUACUUUAGUUGCUUUGCUAAUCCCACAAACAGGUGUCAUUAGCAGGUGUGAAAACUACAGGCAUUUUUUUUUUUUUUUUAUCAUUCAGCCACCGAUCACCCAAUUGGUAAUAUAGCCAUCACUGUUCACCAUGCAUGCUGUGGUCACCAGUAGCAGAGCAAAUUUUCCAGUUGUUCUAUAGUUGAGUGAUUGGCUACUGCUUUGUAACUUACCAUAGCCGUUCACCGAGGUGCGGGAGGAUGGUCUUGGAGUCAGGCACCAGACAAAAAUGUUUUUUAAGACUAAAAUAAUGGCUCUAUGUUCAUUAAAGAGAUCACUUUCUCAUUUUUUUCUUACUCUUACAAUUUCUAGCACUGGAUGAUACAGGAUACUGAAACUUUGAGGCUAAUAGAUGUUUUAAUUUACACUGACUGAGUAUCUAAACCUAAUAAAUCAAUAUAAAGCUAAA